CAAUUUUGUCAACAUUAACUUUGCAGAUGAUUUAGAGACUAAAAUCCUUAAUCUGACAACAAAACUGAUGUGAUGUUUCUGUAAAAAGAUAUGCUGUGGAGAAGAGAAUGGUGAAUCAUGCUAAGCUACAGUACUAUAAACAGAACUAUUGUCUUGUUUGUAUGACAGGACUGUUAGGAUGCAGAUGGCACCGUUACAAACAGUCAACACGAGACAGUCGCAAGAGAGAUUUGGUUGUGUUUACACUUGUACUGCUGACAUUCCUGUUUAUAGAUUUUCUACUUUAUUAUGUCCUCAUAGCUAAGAAUGAUGUUUAUAACUUGAACUGGUACAUGUUUUGGGAGUUUAAGAAAUGGAUCUCAAUGCAUACAAUUCUGUUAGCUGUUGUUGUUACUUUGUUUUGUUAUUUAUUUUUGUUAAUGAUUUUAUCGGUGUGCCAUGUGAUUAACGGCCAUCAGCUUUAUACACAUCCUGUCCAUAUAGUGUUUGUUGUGUUGUGUCUAUGUUUUUGUAUAGCAGUUACUGUUGUUUUAGAUGAGUUAUGGAAAACAGAAUGGGCAGUUGUUUGGCUGUCUUUAAAGAUUACUGGUCCAUUCCUUCAGAUUGGAGUAGUUACAAUGAUGACUGCAUUAACAUGGAUCAUAGCCAAACAGUGGCUUACUUUGUCUACGUGUUGUGUGCAAUUUGUUUGGUUGACAGUUUAUUUAAUUGUGAUGUCAGGACUGUACAUAUCACCACUAUUUAUAGAAUCACCUUGUGUCAAGGUUAUUAAAGAUAUACCUCAUAAACCAAAUAUAAUAGGCCAUAGAGGAGCACCAGCUUUAGCUCCAGAAAAUACUCUAAUUUCAUUCCAAACUGCCAUGAACUACAAUGUAUAUGGUAUAGAGACUGAUAUAAGAUUAAGUUAUGAUGGAGUGCCCUUUGUUUUUCAUGAUUCCACAUUCCGUCGUACGACAAACAUUGCUGAUGUCUUUCCUGAUUAUAUUGAUAGUUCUGUAUCAGCAUUUAACAUAUCAGAAAUAAAACAACUCAAUGUUGGGUCAUGGUUCUUAGAGGAGAAUCCUUUUGGAACUGUUGGAGAUUUGUCUGAUAAAGAAAAGAACAUUUACAACAGUCAGAGCAUUCCAACGUUUGAGGAAUUAUUGGUGUUGGUAAACAAGACUGAAUUGAUUUUAAUGAUGGAUAUGUUCGGAACAUCAGAAUGGCAUCCUGAACACAACAGAACUAUGGACAUUUACAUUGAGAUGAUUAGAAACAGUGGUAUUCCAAAAUCAAGGGUAUGGGUAACAGGUAACCACAAAGACUUUAAUGUAACAAGCAUUCCAUUUCCUGAAACCAAUAAUCCUGUACAAUAUGUGAUGAGAGAUAACUUUACACAUGUCAAUUUUGAGCACCAUAUGCUCUCUGGAGAGGAAAUUAAGGAAUUCCAGAAGUAUAACAUUACAACCAAUGUAUUUCAAGUUAGUGCAGUGUGGUUGUACUCCUUGUACUGGUGUAUGGGGUUGUCCUCAGUCACUUCAGAUAAAUGUCAUGUUUUAGAAAGCCUGAAGGAACCUAUCUGGCAUUUACCACCAAGGAAUUAUUUGAUAUUAUGGAUAGCAGUGGAUGUUCUAUCAGCAUUAGCUGUGAUAACAAUAUUUAUAGUUCAAAGAAUUCAUCAUAAUGACGAUGCCAUUAAUCCAGAAAGUGUUUCACUAAACAGCAGAAUAAGAAUUUCGGAAAAUUUCUCCUCUACUAGAAGUAGACGCUCUAUGAAAGAAAAACUUUUAAUGAAAGAUGUAACAGCUGACAUUUUUGAUGACCCAGAAGGAGAGGAUUAUGGGAUUGAAGCUAAUUAUACUGUCCAGUCAUUAGACGGUCAAGCAAUGGCCAGGGAAUUAAGGUCAAACAGACAACAAGAUGACAGAAUUGAAUUAACUUAAAUUUAGGAAUAUAUGUUAUAUUUAUUUAUAUAAUUGAAAUAUUUGUAUUUCACACAUAGAUAUUAUUAUUUUUGGCCUGUAUGAAGCAUUAUUGUUUGUAGGAAUAUAUAUGCUCGUUUAAAAAAACUGUGAUAAAAAAUGAUAUUGAGAAUAGUUUGCUGAAUAUUUUACAUUAUUUUAUUAUUUUAAAGUAAUAUUUUUUUAAUCAAAAUAUGAUGUUUUCUGAAAAAUUGUGAAACACAACUACUAUUGUUACUUCUACUAUUGGGUGUUUAUGGAACAAUAAACCCAUGCAGGUUUGGUACAGUCAGCCCUGGCUUAAGCCUUUUGGGCAUUUAAUAUAAAUUAUUUUUAUCUUUAGGUAUUGAAUGUAAUGUAAGAUGCUGAACUACAAGGAAUUUUUGAGUGAUUCUAUUCUAUUUAAGGGACAUUAACUAUGAGAUAUAAAAAAAAAUCAAAAAAUAAUAUAUUUUUUUGUUUGAUCAUCAAUGAAAGGAAAAAGGUAAAAUAAUAAUUACGCUUUUAACAGCCAGUUAGGUUAAUAAUUACGCUUUUAACAGCCAGUUAGGUUCAAUUUUGUCAAAAAUAAGGUAAGAACAAUGCUGAUGAAUUAUUCACUUCUUAAACCGGUAAAAACGAUGAUUAACUUUUUUGAAUGCCCCACCUACAAUAUCCACCUACCAUUGUAGAGGGGCAUUAAGUUUUCUGGUCUGUGCAUCUGUUCAUUCGUCUAUGUGUCUGUCUGUCUGUCCUGUUUCAGGUUAAAGUUUUUGGUCAAGGUAGCUUUUGAUGAAGUUGAAGUCCAAUCAACUUGACACUUAGUACACAUGUUCCUUAUGAUAUGAUCUUUCUUAUUUUAAUGCCAAAUAAGAGUUUUUACCCCAAUUUCAUACAUUGAACAUAGAAAAUGAUCAUGCGAGUGGGCCAUCGGUGUACUGGAGACAUAUUCUUGUUUUCAAACUAAAACAUGAAUUGAAACAGACACAGAAAAAUCAAAUUGCCCAUGGUCAUUACUUAUAUCUAUUUAUGUUUAUAUCAGGUUAUGUGACCAUACCAGUCUUUAGAGUAUCUUCAGGGUUAAUUAUAUGGUGUCUAGACUAACAUGCACUAAAUAAUGACACAUAAUACAUUGUUAAUUGUUUAUUUCAGACUUAUUGUAAUUUUGAUAUACGUUUUAGUGUGUCAUAAAUCUAAAUAUGAGAAUUUGAGUAAAAUCAGUGAACUAAACAGCUAAUGCCCCUUUAAUUUGACAUGCAUGAAAAAUAUUGUUAUUAUAUGUUUUUUUACUUUUAUUAAAAUAAGUGUCUUUGUGUAUCAUGUGUAUAGCAUUUUUAACUACAGCAGAUGACAUUUUGUUUAUGAAAUGUUAUUGAAUUGCUUAAAAACAACUGCCAUUUCUUAGUUAAUAACAGUUUCGUUGUAUUUGAUCUGUAGUAUGUACUUUUACUUUAUAUUAUCUUAAGUUUUCAUUUAAACCAGAAAUUCUUGAUUACAUCUUCACCUAAAAUAAGUCUAACAAUAGAAUGUUUGAUAUUCAGAUUGGAAGACAUGCAUAUGAUAUUUGUUGUAGAUUUUAGGCAUCCACCAAUCAGUCUUAAUUUUAGCCCACCUGUCCUUAAUAGGGCCAAAAUGUGAACUAACUUUUUUAAUUUAUCAUCCAGUCUUUGUUUGUCUUACGACUUAUUUCUCUCAUUCUUUGGUGGUCACAGGUCAAUUUCCUAGAUUGAUAAUGGUCUUGUCUACCCUUUGUCCAGAAAAAUUGUGUUUCAACCUUUUAUAUCCAGUCAUUCCAUAUUUUAAGAGAACUUGUUGAUGGUUUAUGAAUGUCUUAGGGUUAGACAAGAGAUUUUAUUCCAAGAACUAUUUUAUGGUGCCUUAUCACAAGAUAUUUUUCAUCAAUAGAUUUUAACAGAGCAACAUGACAGGUGUCAAGGAGGGAUCACCUCUCAUAAGGAAGGGGUAUACUGUUUUACCUCUGUCUUUAACACAUUACUGUUUUCUCAUCAAAUACAACUUCUUGGUAUGGAAACCUACUUCAUUUGGUUAUGCCAUACUUUAUCACCUGUUUACACUUCUUUUAAUAUUCUAUACAAUGGAAAUAAAAUCAAUUAUCUGAUUCUGUUUUCAUUUUUGGGUAAAAACAAUGAAAUUACCCAUAGUCAUUUUGAUCCAAAACAGUGUUUUAUUAUAUACUGCUUGUCUGCCAAGUAUGUUGAAUUCAGGAACCAGAGUUAAGACUUGGUGUCAUAUUGUUUUGGAAAAGGUUAUAUCCAUGUCCUGUAAUUUAUUGAUUAUAUAUACUCAGAUAUCUAAUUUACAAAUAUUUAUUUUGCCUAAUUAAAUGCAGUGCUUUAUGCUUACUUUACAAAGAAAUCUUUAACUUUCAAUGCUAACCAUCACUAUCAUUAAAAAAAAUAUAUAAAUUUUCUUAAAUUUCUACCAGUUUUUGUUAUUAAGUAAGGUUUUCCAAGGGUCAUCAUUCUGAUUACAUUCCAGAAAUUUCUAAUUUUGUUUUCAAUUACUCAGUUUUGCUUAUUGAUUUUAUUUACUAAAUUUUUACUUGUUAUCCGACUUGAAAAAGUAUCAGUAAGCCAUUCCUAUCCAGAAACUAUCAUAUAAAAGAGAUGGCACAAAUUUUAGUCACUUGAGGAAAACUGCAUUCUGUUUAAUGUUUAUAGUCUUUAAAUAAUGUCAGAAGGAGGAAUGACAAAAUGUUCUUAUUUCAUUACUUUCAUUCUAAUGUGUAAUGAAUGUAAAAAAAAAAUCAAUGAUUAUUUAGAUAUUGUUUUCAAAUAGGAAAAUAUUACAAUGUUCUUACUGUAAAAAUACACAAAGAAAUAAGAAAAUAAACUGUAGAGUCUAGAAUGUAAGACAAUUUGAAAUUUAAAAACCCAGAUAUUUACAAUAUGUUUUGUAUGGCUAAUUUGUACUGAAUAAGUACCAGUUACUGUCAGAAAUUCUAAAUUUUCUUGAAUUCUUUUAACAGGAUUACAAAAAUUUAAGUUAGCACUAUAGGAAAGGAUGUAGCAUUCCCUGUAAACAAUAGAAAAAGGUUGAUUUUAAGAGGAUUUUUUAUCCUUGAAAUUUAUUAAAAUUCAAUGCAAUCAUCAAAUCAUUCUAGUGUCCUUAUGAUUGAAACGACGUGUUGUGCAGUUCUCGUGUUUGAAGUAUACUAUAGUAUAUCAUAGUUUUGAAGUGCAUAUUAACUUAUGUAUGCAUGUAUCUAAAUAUAAGUUUGCUGUUUAAAGGAUAAUAUAUUGUUAUGGUGAUAUAUCUUUGAUAAUUAUUUGUAGGGUUGUUACAGAUAUUGUUUUGCACAUUUUUUAUGAACACUAUUUAAUUACCUAUUGCCAUAUCUGUCAUACUGAUGUACAUGUAUCAUGUGCUUAUAUAUUUUUUGUAGCUAAUAAAUACAAGAGAACUUAA
Messenger RNA from Mytilus trossulus (common blue mussel), 5348 nucleotides. Its product is annotated as glycerophosphodiester phosphodiesterase domain-containing protein 5-like. Gene Ontology annotation, cellular component: membrane. The record is from RefSeq and is a predicted model, not a curated record. NCBI's taxonomy places the organism in Eukaryota, Metazoa, Mollusca, Bivalvia, Mytilida, Mytilidae. Gene Ontology annotation, biological process: lipid metabolic process. Bases 108 to 1922 code for a protein of 604 amino acids. The transcript is spliced from 14 exons. Gene Ontology annotation, molecular function: glycerophosphodiester phosphodiesterase activity.